Messenger RNA from Caenorhabditis auriculariae, 3186 nucleotides. The record is from the annotation of a GenBank genome assembly. Lineage: Eukaryota; Metazoa; Nematoda; Chromadorea; Rhabditida; Rhabditidae.
AUGAACGGAAGAAGUGACCGCGAAUGGCAGUUAGAGGAAAUAGAUUUAAUGACCGGAAUGGUGGAGGAAGACGAAUUCGAGUACAAAGACGAGGACGGCAUAAUUUCCGGAAAAAUCACAGUUGGUUCUAAAAUUUUUGUUCGAGUGGUAGUAUUUUUCAGUGUGUAUUCGAUCAAGAAGUAGAUGAUGUGUAUUUGGUUGGGAAAAAUCCGGAGUUCGAAGAGAGAAUCAUAAAAUAUCCGCCAGUUUAUGUUCAUUUCGUCUUGCCGAGCCGCUACCCUUCAGAAGAAGGACCUCUCAUUAGAAUUGAAGCCUCCUGGAUGCCGGUCAAAUUAGUUGAGUUUACACAUAAAUUCUUGAAAAGGAAACUCUGAUUUUUCAGAAGAAAGUCAUCGAAGAUCAGAUUGAACAAGACUGUAUCAGUCCAAAUGGGUCUUUUCUCCUUUUCGGCUUCCGAAUGGUCGUUCAAGAUAGUGUUAUUCCCCUGUUAAAAUAUAACAUAUAUUCAACUUCGGAUUUUGCAGAUGGACGACUUUUUCGAGAAAAAUCACCGCUUCGAUGUUGAGGAGACGUUUGGCGUUUUUGAGGUUGAUUUUUUUUUUGUUGUUCUAUCAUUUAAAAAGAAAACAACUUUCAACUACUCGGCAAGGGUGGCGCACGGUGCAUUCCGCUUUUUUGCACUCUGGUGCGUAAUUGGGGUCUACACCGUGCGAUUUCGUGCUGAGUAUCCAUGCUGAGUAUUCCGCGGACGAAGAUUUCUCGCUGGCCGUUCCAAAGAGAAUUUAUUUCAGGAACAUCAAAAUCCCCAGAUUUUCCGGCGAAAAAUCGUUGAAAUGGCGAAUGACACUGACAUGCGAAUUUUCAAGAAGAAAGGCGCAGAGUGUGAAGUUUUUGUGCACAAUUCAACAACUUGGAAAUAAUAAUUACUUUCAGAUCUGUGCCAGUUAUAAGAAAGGAGAGGAGUUUGUUCGAUUUCCUGGUUGCCAGCAUAUUUUCUGUCGAGAUUGCUUCAAAAUGCAUUUCGAGCACAAAAUUGAUAGCCAAGAGGUUUGGAGAAUAGAGAAAUAGAGUUGAUGAACGCAUUUUUUCAGUUGAAUGGCCUUACUUGUAUUGGAUGUCGAAACGAACCAACGGAGGAAUUUCUCGCCUCGAUUCUUUCCGAGGUUCGAAAAAGAAAUUUGCGAUUUUUAUAGGUCUCAUGGAAUAUUCGAGCACUCUAUUUUUUCAUGUACCAAUUCCGAUUUGUGAAGAAAAUAUUUGGAUUUCACAGAAUUUCUUGGGAAACGCUGUAAGCUCAAAAGUAUCGCUCUAUCGCAAACUAUUCUUCUCAUCGUGUCAAAAUUAUAUUGAAAAGUAUUUUUCUCUCCUUUUCAUGACAUAUCGCUGAAAGAUUCCAUGUGAAUUUUCUAUUUUCGUGAUUAUUUUUUUCUGAUUCUGGAAAUAAGGAAUUAUUUCAGGAAUAUUUCGAACGCUAUAAAAGCCUUCAAGUAGAUCUGGCGGUUCACAAAGGCGAUUUAUCGAUUUGCCCUCGUCCCGCUUGCCAGAAUCCAGCUAAAAUCACCAACAGGUUGGAAUUCUUUCUAACUUUUGUUCUGUUGCCAGAGAUUUCAAAAAAGAAAAAAAAUUUUCUGAAUCAAUUUUGCUCUUUUUUCAGCUCACAACGGAGCGUAGUUAAACAUACCGGUUAAUACUUUUUUGAAGAUUUUGUUAUUGUUAUAGACCAUGUUCUAAUUUUUAAGACUUUCUAAAAAAUACCUUUCUCUGUUCCAAUAAGUACAUCGCUUCAUUCAGCUCCAGAUCUUGAAAAAAAUAUAAGUAUUAUAUAUAAUCAAAAAAAUCAGUAAGAGCAAGAAAAAAAAUCCAUUAUGUCAAAAGGCAAACUGUUGAGAUAUGAUGAGAAAGACUUAUUCAGAGCGAAACGACUCGCCGAAUGUUCGAAUUGCGGAAUGUGUUUUUGCAUUUCUUGCAAACGCGCCUAUCACGCAAUCGAGCCGUGCAAAUUCAGAAAAGGUACCAUUUUUUGCGUUCAGGAAAGUUGUCUAUACCGUGGAUUUAUUUGAGAUUUUUAUGUAUACAUUUCCGCUUUUCCAGCCAAAAAAAUGAUCGAAACUUUGAAUAUUAAAAAAAAAAUUUUUUUCUAGUUUUAUUUAUUUCAAAAAGUCGUUUUUAUUUGUUUCUUUAAAAGUUUUCAUUGUAAAAAAAGGAAAAAGGUUGUUAUUUCAGACGAAAAGGAGAAUGUGAUGAAAGAAUGGGAGGAAAGUUCGCAUGAACAAAGGCUCAUCAUGAGCAAACGAUACGGCGGACUGAAACAGUUACAGGUAUCUUUCUCACAGUUAGGCAAAAUCAACUCUGCUUUUUCAGAACCUCGUCGAAAUGUUCCAAAAUUCGAAUUGGUUCGAGGAGAACUCGAAACCGUGUCCUAAAUGUCGUGUUCCUAUUGAGGUUUCUAUUCAAUAAUAUCGCUAAUCGGCUGAUUUUUAGAAAAUCGAAGGAUGCCACAAGAUGCACUGCACAAAGUGCGAUUGCUACUUUUGCUGGCUGUGUGGAAAAGUUUUGGAUAAAGAAAAUCCUUACGGACAUUUCAAUGUGGUUCGUUUUUUUUCUCUGUUAUUGGAAGUUUAUAGUUUCCUAAUAUUUUUUUCUUUGUUCAAAGUGAUCCUCCCGAAAUCGGUUAUUAUCUCUGACCCGCAGACACUAACCUAUCUUUUUCAUCUUUAACGGCUCUUUUUGAAUUUCGCAAAAUUACUUUGAAUUACAUGGUAUAUAAUUUGAAAAACCGUUAAAAACCCAUAGUUCAUAUUCUUAUGUUAUCUCGAAAAUGCGCUGUUUUCGCUCUCUGCUAAAAAAUGAUAUGCAGAGCGGCGGAGAGUGCGAAGGACGGCUGUUUGAAGGCGUCGUGCCCCUGGAAGACUUUGAGGAAGACGAGGAAGAAUUCCAAUUUGUGUUCGACGAUUUCCUGGACGACGAAGACGACGAUGAUGAUGUGCCCGUAGAAGGGAUGUACGGCCCUGAUUACCUCCGCUAUUGGGACGAAUUUCCCUCCGAAGACGACGUCGACUAUGACUAUUAAUUCUGUCUCAUAGCUCACAGUCAGUUGCGUUGAAAUUAACCGAUGUUUGAAAAAAUCUAUUCAUUGUCAUCAAACGGUUAUCUUAGGGUCAGGACAGGGAAUCCCAGUUCGUGUGA